This is a messenger RNA of Trematosphaeria pertusa, 1087 nucleotides long. RefSeq lists its product as uncharacterized. NCBI's taxonomy places the organism in Eukaryota, Fungi, Ascomycota, Dothideomycetes, Pleosporales, Trematosphaeriaceae. The coding region runs from base 281 to 718 and encodes 145 amino acids. The record is from RefSeq and is a predicted model, not a curated record. The transcript is spliced from 3 exons.
CAGAACCUAUCUAAGUUUCAGCUUGCAACUCCUUCGCACGUACGUCGGGCUGCCUGCAGCACGCUAUAGACUACUUCGUCGCUCUCUGCACACUUGACUGCACCCUUCUCGAGCCGCCCGCCAUCCUUAUUCCACUCCUCCGCAUCAAGCUGUUCUGUAUCGACCCACGAGAGUGCCGAAGUACCUUCCUGUGCUGUGUUCUAUUGUCUACCCCCAGCGCGUUUCGCUGCCUCCCCUGUCUCCCGAUCCGCUUCGACUUCGUCCACGCUACUCCUAUCGCAUGCAUCUCCAAUGCCCACUCUAUAACCAAGCAACCUUACCCGCUGCCAUCGCGAUUUCUCCUAGACCAUCGCAGCCGGCCACGAUGAGUCAUAUUACUCCAAAGCGGGUUGUCCUCCGAUGUCGCGAACAAUAUUUAAGAGAACAGGGAAUGAUGGUUGAAGCUUUCUUCGAAUCGCAAAAUCUCCUAAAUUUGGAGGACUACGGCGUACACAUAUGUGGAGAACCCUCUUCUCCUACUAUUCUAUACCUCGUCCUCGAUCUCUAUUGCAAAGAGAUUCCCAGUGUCGAUCUCAGAGAAGUAGAACUUCAAGUAUUCAAAGUCUCAAAGAACAAUACAUUUACGUUCAAAGAUCUUGGAGAGGAUGCUAGCAAGAUGGCUUACCAACGAUCUCUUACACUAGAUUGGGGAGCUAACCAAUCUAAUCAGAGGAGUUAGACGGUGUCACUCCCUUGCAAAUGGAGCAGUCUCCAGCUAUGUUUGUAUCUUGGACGUCGCGAGUCAAUGGGAGAUCCCUUAAAAACCCAGAUGGUGGCACGCAUGGGUCUCUGUUAGGGCGAUUGAGUGCUGUUGUAUAAUAGAUAAUGUGGUCUCGAUUUUCGUGGGGAGGAUUGCGCGAACAAGAUUGAUAUGUUUUACAAGCCCAAGAACACAUGGUUGCAAGCAGGAAAGAUACCUCAGAAAUGGAAUAACGUUGUGUUCGAAGAAUGCAGGGACGCUUCGCUCUCCCGAGUUGACGCUGGACGUAUCUGGAUCCUCGUUGCUUGGGACGAAGGGGCGGUUAGGAAUCUCGCGGCGGGGAAUGGU